This is a messenger RNA of Klebsormidium nitens, 1487 nucleotides long. Lineage: Eukaryota; Viridiplantae; Streptophyta; Klebsormidiophyceae; Klebsormidiales; Klebsormidiaceae. The record is from the annotation of a GenBank genome assembly.
UAGCCAGAUUUGAAGAAGGUAGCUGCAGCAUACCUAUAUGCUUCAACACCUUCCUAGGAUUGCGCAAUGGGUGCCAAUUGCACUAAAUCAUAAUAGCGGCAUUUAAAAGCUGAAGGUCCUAGGAACCUUUCUAGGAACCUAGCCUGCACGGUCCUUCUCAUCUUUUGAUCCCAGGGUUUUAUCCUUUGCGGGCAGGGCCAACAAUUGAGCUGGCUGGCCUGUCUGCAAAAGUUGCACGAGCCAGAGCUUUCCGUAAGGGGGUCAAUGGAGAGUUUCUGCUGCACAGCAUUGCAGCAAUUCUGAGUCUCUGGCGCUCGACGCUGCUCAUGCUACUGGCGCCCCAGCGCUGACUUCAACAGAUGCACGGCGUCAAGCUCCCCCGCCUUACCACCACCAGCAGCGGCAACCACUCUAAGCAACCGCACCGGCGGGGCCCCUCUUACUCAAAGCGGCGCGCCCCACUUCGGCGAUGGAUCCGCCGGCUGGGGGGGUGCACCGUCUGUUGCGCCUCCGUCAUUCUUUUUCUGCUGAUGUCAGCAGUGGUCUUUCUAGCUGUGAAGAGUUGGCCGGGUGCGGCUGUGAGCUCAGCUUUUGAUUUAGGAACCGAUGAGAGUCCCGCCAAUGUGUGGAGGCGGGGAGGGGAGCGGGGGGGGGAACAUGAUGCAGAGGAGUGGGGGGGUGGGGAAAUCGCAAAAGGGCUGGACCUGGGGGCAUACACGGCCAUGGUGGGGGGCGAUGUCGCUCCUCCAACCUCCAUAGCCGACUUGGGCCUCCCAGUCCCCCUGCGCAUCUAUGUAUACGAGCUUCCCCCUUCAUUCAAUGUGGACUUCCUGCGCAACCCCAGAUGCGCCAGCCACCUGUUUGCUGCUGAGGUCGCCAUUCACCGGGCACUGCUGCAAAGCCCCGUCCGCACCCUCCAGCCCGCCGAGGCCGACUUCUUCUUUGUCCCCGUUUACACCGCCUGCAACUUCAACACCGAAAACGGGUUCCCGAACCUGUCUGGGGCCCCGGAACAAUUGCGCACCGCUGUCGAGCUUCUCGCGGCCGAGUACCAGUACUGGAACCGCACGAACGGACGGGACCACGUGUUUGUGGCCACGCACGAUUUUGGGGCGUGCUUUCACGCCAUGGAAAAGGCAGCCGUCCAGGCGGGGGUCCCUCAAUUCCUCAGAAACAGCAUCAUUCUGCAGACGUUCGGCCAGACGAACAACCACCCGUGUCAGGACGUCGACCACAUCCAGAUCCCUCCUUACGUCCCCUCGCCCCUCGUUCUCGCCAACUGGCAGCCCCCCGAAUCGCAGAACCGGACGAUAUUCGCGUACAUGAGCGGCAAAAUCGAGGUGCAUCCGAAAGAGAGCGUGUCCGGAAGCGGCCGGAGGCGUAUUACGAGGAGAUGCUGCACGCGCGCUUCUGCUUAUGCCCCAGGGGGUGGGCCCCUUGGAGCCCCCGGAUCGUGGAGAGCGUCCUCUUCGGAUGCAUCCCGGUGA